AUGAACGAAAAUCUAUUCGCCUCUUUCAUUACUCCCACAAUAAUAGGACUACCUAUCGUUGUAUUUAUUAUUAUACUCCCAUCAAUACUUCUCUCUUCCUCCAAGCGCCUAGUUACAAACCGUUACUUCUCAUUUUUAUAUUGAUUAGUAAAACUUAUUACUAAACAAAUAAUACUUAUUCACACCCCAAAAGGACGCACAUGAUCAUUAAUAUUAGUAUCACUGAUAAUAUUUAUUGGGUCAACAAAUCUAUUAGGCCUCCUACCACACACAUUCACCCCAACAACACAACUAUCAAUAAACCUAGGAAUGGCUAUCCCAUUAUGAGCCGGGGCCGUAAUUCUAGGAUUCCGCCAUAAAUUAAAAUCUUCAUUAGCCCACUUCCUACCGCAAGGAACCCCCAUCUCCUUAAUCCCAAUACUUAUUAUUAUUGAAACAAUUAGCUUAUUUAUCCAACCAAUAGCCUUAGCAGUGCGACUUACAGCCAAUAUUACAGCAGGACAUCUACUAAUCCACCUAAUUGGCGGAGCAACAUUAGUACUAACAAGCAUCAGUCCUCCAACUGCCUCCAUCACCUUUAUUAUCCUAGCCUUACUUACAAUCUUAGAAUUCGCUGUAGCUCUUAUCCAAGCCUACGUAUUUACACUACUAGUUAGUCUAUAUUUACAUGACAACACAUAA
Molecule: messenger RNA, 681 nt
Organism: Peromyscus maniculatus bairdii (prairie deer mouse)
Lineage: Eukaryota; Metazoa; Chordata; Mammalia; Rodentia; Cricetidae
Source: the annotation of a RefSeq genome assembly